Molecule: messenger RNA, 5942 nt
Organism: Spirometra erinaceieuropaei
Lineage: Eukaryota; Metazoa; Platyhelminthes; Cestoda; Diphyllobothriidea; Diphyllobothriidae
Source: the annotation of a GenBank genome assembly
CACAUGUCUGUCUCACAUUGACCGUUGACUCUGCAGUCACACCGUUUGUUCGUGACUUUCCCCGACGCGGGACAAGUAAUGUUUAAGCUUGCUUGACUGUGUGUGGGCAUGCGUGGGUGAUUACAGUGGUAUUACCUGCCCGCCUUUAUUUUUUCCAAUUCAAACACUCUUCUAGGGCUCCCAUCUCCUGCUUCUUACGCUUUACUGCUUUCUCGUUUACGUUUCGAAUUUCGGCCCUGAUCCUAUCGGUAACUCCAUCCUCAUUACUCUCUGACAGGCCUAAUUUUCAUCUUCACUUUCCAUUUCUCUUUCGUAGCCUGAAGUAACAUGCCUACCCUUUCGCCACUCCAGUUUCUCCUAUUUCUGUGUCUACCACCGAUGUCGCUGGUUGGUAACUCUGGCCUUCUCAGGUCUGCGAAGUCGUUCCACAGUCAUACAUAUACUACCAGACACAAGGGAACCUAAACAGAAAUUUUUCAGUGUUAGGGGGCGCUCACCGAUCGUUCAUACGGAACUCACUCGUUCCGUUGUGCCUUAAGGGCUCUCUCUCGAGCCCAACCAGCAGCCGCACAGCGGCGCAUGAUAUAUAGGCAGAAUGAUAUUACCGACAAAGACAAGGGAGACUGGAAUGGCCAUUUCUGGCCUAGAAAUUUUUCAGUCCAGUUAAACGGUAUUCCUGUUUAGAGCUAGAGACUAGACGGAAUGCAAGACUACGGUCAAGUGUCAAGUGUGCGUAACCGUAUCGCUUCUGCUGGCGUCAACCGACUUUGUAAUGUUAGGUUUGUUAAACCUGCACACAGUCGUUCUCCCUCUUUUACAGAGAAGUAUGCCACUUUAAGUAGCGUUAUCAUCAGAUAUUCGUCAAGGUUGAAUUGGGUAGUCUCAUACCACAGGCAACGUACUCGAUAUUUUUACACAUUAGCCUUUUUAUGCAUUGCGCGUCUUUGUACAGGUGCCGUAGACUAGGCAAGAUGUUACCUACAACACACAUGACAGGUCUUGCACUCAGCUCAGCUGCGCCAGCACCAUUGCCUAGAUGAUAGUUUCGGUCAUUUUGAAUGACUUAAUUCUUGUUUCUGUGAUUGAAAUGCUGAAGUUCAUAUCUGCUCAAGAUCCGGUUACCUGUUACAUUUAGGACAUGUGGGCUCAAACACGACAUUUCGGCCGUCGGGAACGACGGUGGUGGCAUGGCGGGUUCAGGGAUGGUGAAUUGCGCGUGAUUAGAUUAAAGUGCUAGUGGACUUUCGAGGUAUUUACCUCACUCUAUCCUCCCUUACCCUUCUGGACCCGGUGUCCUGACAAAGUCAGGAAGACCGGGGGGAGAGCGCAAUAACUGACAAGGUUAAGCAGCCCGUUUACGUGUGCCCCACAUACCCGGUCCGCGCGCAAAUUACCGGCUUUUUAAAGAAAUAAGAGGGCCUGGGCCCUAAAAGAGCGAGAAUGCCAUGGAGACAAUAUUAAGAAGGAACCAUUACAGCCUGACUUCUCGUCCAGAAGGGCCGAGUGAUCCCGUUAUCUAGCAGCAUUUCAAGCCACGGCUUUAAGGACAUCGUGAUAGUUGAAAAACGCGUUGAUUGCCGUUGUGGGCGGAGCUCACAGAGUCGACCUUACUUUCUUUUCCUUCUCCCAAACACCAGUCCACUGUCUAUCGCUCUUUCUUGAUCUUGCUCAGUUCCUUCACUUUUGGCUGUCGUGGCUGCUUUAUAGUGUCCGUCGAUUUUCUGUAGGCCACUGACCACAAUUAUUUAACUGAAGCAAUUUUUCACGUUUUAUUUCCGAGAGAAUCCCUUCCAAGUUGGAUUAAAAAGACUGCCUAAAGAACAUAUUGUUGUUACUGUGUUGCGGCUUCUCAAUAGAGUUUGAUGCACCUCGCACACGUAAAGCUAAUCUUUACACUCUUCGCUCUAGGUGCUCGCCUACUCCAUUCAGAAGUCUGACAUGGAUCUCCGACGCCUCAUGUACGAAAACAUAGUUCUUUCUGGUGGAUCGACUUUAUUUAAAGGUACGUCUCGAAGAAGUUAAGUAGUCGCCUGCUUUUUUGGCACUUCUAAGUAUACUCGCUCUUAACUUUUGAGGAAAAAUCUCCAUUUAGUCGGAAACUGGCCGAAAUUCAUCGACCAAAACUCACAUUUGAUGAUAAAUGACUCUCGUUUAAAUGAAAAGUCAAAAGAAGUAUUAUAAGUAAUAUUACGCCGCCUAAGCAAUGGCAUUUUUUAAAAAGAGUGAAACUAUCGAGAGCGCGAAAAUUAAUAUCAAAUGAGCAAGACUUAUUUCGUUGAAGUGCAUUGGGUCUGUCCUUGCAAGCAAUUAGGCAAAUUAAACAGCGCAAAUACAACACUUAAAAAAAUCUUUGAGGAUAGUUAUCAGAGUAAAUAUCCCCCAAGAAUUAGUGUACUAUGUAGCAUGGCAGCUAAUCGGUCGCUUGAGGCCGGAUUCUGUGUUUCCAAGCGGCAUUAUGAGAAUCCGAUAUAAUUUUCUGUUUUUGCAUUCUUCGAGUCGUUGCCAACUAAUGCGAUGAGGAUCUCGCCUAAUUUGGCAGAUAGGGACGUCACAGACAUAAAAGCUUUCGUAUGGUCUUACGUCGAGAUGUCAGCCAGCAACUGAAACAUUUGACUGUAGUUGGAUGACGAUAGAAUAUGUCGCACCACCUGGUCUCUGCUUAUGUGAAAUACCUACUUAUGUCUUUUGAGUAGGUUUAGUUUUAACACUCGCUCAUUCCUCGCCACGCCUACCUCAAGGACAGACUCGGCUUGGGGUUAGGGGCUUGCGGGUUAGGGUUAGAGCUAGGAUUGUCGUAAGGGUUGGAGGUUAGGGUUAGGGGAUUAGGCUUAGGAUUGGACUUUAGGCCUAGUUUUAGAGUCAGGAGUUAUGCUUUAAGCAUUGUUGACUUCAGUCGCGACAAUCACGAAAGUUUGGGUUAGCGAUACAUUCUUCUCACCUUCUUCCGUGUGAUUGGUCAUUAGGGGCAGGGAUCAGUCCGCCUAAAUCAAACCAACGCCCUCGAUUUUCACUCUUCCUGUCUGCUCACAACUGUCGAUUUCCGGUAUUUCAAAUUUUUCAAUCACACUUUCACGCCUAUUUAAACAGGCUAAUGGCAUAAAGAGAAUUUUUUACUUUCGCCCCCGGUUUUUUCUAAUUAUAACUUAUUCGUUAGCGUUUUGUCUAUUCUGAUUUACGCGGUCAGAAAAGUUAAGUUUUAAGUUGGCGACGGUUGUUUUGAUAAUUUUCUCUCAUUUAGAUUAAUGGCCCCUGCCAGAGAAACACACACAAAUACGCAGAUGUGGCCCAUGUCAAAUAACCUCGUUGAUCGCCUGAAUACAGGGCGGCAUUGAUUUCAGCCAAAAUCAUAAAUUAUUUCUUCGAAAAUGGUGUUCAAACAUGUUCUGCACGAGGAAAGGCUUUUUCCGGCACAUGCUCAGUUAAUAUGUAAAAUACACGACGUUCGGGGUGCCUCGAGCUGAGCACGUAGAUUUCGGCUAGCAUGUUUCAUGAAUUACGUCACCGACUGUACACGGGGGAGUGUGAUGUGCAGAGUAUUCAGAAAAAGGGCACGCCUUUUUGGACUAACGGUCGCUCCGACGGCUGCACACAGUCUUCAUCUGACACUCAGUUUUCACUAGGGACUCCGCGAAUCUUCACAAUGCGAAACUGUCACACCGGUUAAGCACUUAGAUAGAUCUACUAAACUGGACGAGGGUAACCGGCGUGGGCCCUAUCGAGUGAGACGGGAGAUGGGAAAAGGGGUGAAGCCGACCCUGGAAAUCGCCUUUCCUUGCCAUAAGCGAUCUGGCGAUUUUUGACUGUCAUGAUGUCCUAAAUGUCCCCGGUUCGAAUGCGGCAAACUAACGGCCUCACUAUUUUGUCUUCGAAACGUUAUCCUGGACAACCAGAGGACAACCACCGUUAACGCUGAAGUAAUACAAACCACUCCCCCUGACCAUACAUUCCUUUUUCGCAAUGACUUGGUUGGGCACACGCGAAUCUUUUGGAGGUCGGCCAGAAAACCUUUACCAUGAGUCUCAACAAAUGCAGUUCAGGUUCGCCGUAUCCGCUAGUACCUUCAGGCCUUGACAUGUACCCAUUUGAUCUGCUGCACACCUACACGAAAGCGAUCGUUAAAGCCUUACUCAUCAGUCGUACAAGAUGCCUGCAGUGUGGUUUGCGAACGUUGGCAACGAAAACUGACUCAUCACCGGUGCGGAUGUUGGCGCGGGGCAUACACCAGACGGGCGCUUUAUACUGCACCAGUAAUUGGGCCAAACCGCUUUAUUCCCAGUUGGCUUGUCUGUGAUUUGUCACUGGCGAGCGAGCAGGCAAGGCGAGCUGGGCGACUGUAACCUGUAUCUCCUGCUUAACUUCGUCCUUAUAACAAAAAGAGGCGCCCUUAAUUAACCAUGUAUUCACUUAGGGCUGUGGAUGAUUUUAGUCUCCCUCGAUGCUUAUUGAUUCUUCUACUGCAAUGAAGCAGACUUUGCUGGAAAGAUCGUCCAUCGCAGAGUGCAGGCCCUGCGAAAGUUCCACCGUCGUUGCCGACGAUGUCCACCGUUUGCUCCACAACAGGGUGAGAGCAGGGACGGUGACAUGCGCGUGAGUUAGUUUAUGGUGAUAGUAGUUUUGUGCAGCAUCCGCCGCAGUCUCUCCUUCCCCACCCUGGGCCUGGUGUCAUGACAGAGUCAGGCAGACUGAAGGCGGCAGAAGGUGCAGGUAGCUGGUACGGCGAAAACCCGCGCUUAGGCAUACUGCCGCACCGUUUGGUCCACAACUUACAUUGACCAGAAUUUUUUACGAAAAAAGGGGUGGCAUGGACCUGCAUUUGGGCCUGCCGCCACAUCCCGAAAUGUUGGCAUUUCUUAUCGGUGCGCAUCCCAAAUAACGCCGGCCGGACUCCGAUCUACAUCCUGUGUUGGUCCAGCGCAUCUACCGCGUGGCCCGUUUUAGGGGCAUGCAGGCCUCAUGACAGUUGGAGCGUCGUGACCGACUGUGUCCACCGUGCGCUCCACAGCAAGGUGAGGGCAGGCACCGUGGUAUAAUCCAUCUAGUGUUAUCUUCCUUGGCGCAUAGGCUACAGCUCACAAAUGCUUUUUUGCGAUAGGGGUGCUUUGACUUACAGCCUUUGACUUACAGCUUUGCCGUCAUCUUGGUGGGUAAGACAUUUUUCAUGGGUAAGGAAUUCCGAAUGUCAAUCUGGAAGUUUUUUGCUCAUAAAAAUCAUAUUCAGUGUAGCCUUUGCAUGACCUGAAACUCUGUGACAAUAUAAAUUGCCGUUUUAGCUUUUAUUUUGCCCUAACUCGGUGAUCUCGGUGGGAGUCAAACCCACAACAGCAAGGCGAACGCUCGAGUACAGUCAACGCUCUAGCCACCUGAGCUACGAGGCCCCACAGGGAGCCGUGAGUUUAAUUACCUUUGGGUUAAGUUACCCGCCCAGCCUGCUGCGGCGUAUAGAAUCCACCAAAUCGGAUACAGUAAGCUGACUGCUCAAGCUGGAUAUCCUAAGUAGUCGAUCUAAAGUCAAUCAGACAACCAUCAGGCCCAAAAAACUUAUCAGCGUUUAAUCCGGUUGCCUGACUACCGCACCACAUUAUAUUUCUCUCCGUCUUACUCGUUUUAUCGACAAUUUCUAUGUGGACACCGCUUAGGUUAGUAAUUUAGAGCAUGCAACCUGAUCAUCAUCUUUAGCUUACGAUUGAAUUCUGAGCUUCGCCACAAAAGUUGAUUAAAGUUACUGCUAUCCUUCAGGUUUCGGCGCACGACUCGUCCUGGAAAUGAAACGCCUGGCUCCGAAAGACGCUAAAUUGCGCAUCUCCGCACCUCACGAACGUCUCUAUUCGACGUGGAUUGGUGGCUCAAUCCUUGCCUCUUUGGACACCUUCAAGCGCAUGUGGGUCUCAAAACGCGAAUACGAAACAGAAGGUGCACAAAUAUUGCAUAGGAAGUUCCUGUGA